Molecule: messenger RNA, 2349 nt
Organism: Cucurbitaria berberidis CBS 394.84
Lineage: Eukaryota; Fungi; Ascomycota; Dothideomycetes; Pleosporales; Cucurbitariaceae
Exons: 4
Coding region: 1-2349 (782 amino acids)
Biological process (GO): DNA-templated transcription; regulation of DNA-templated transcription
Molecular function (GO): DNA binding; zinc ion binding; DNA-binding transcription factor activity, RNA polymerase II-specific
Source: RefSeq, a predicted model, not a curated record
AUGGCGUUCCCUGUUGCUUCGGACAAAUCUGGGCCUCGUCAGCUCCCGACCCGAGUGAGCAAUGCGUGCGAAAGGUGCCGUCGCAACAAGAGCCGAUGCGAUCCAUUCCGGCCAUGCUCGCUCUGCGUUCGAGCAAACAUCGAAUGCUCAUUCGCUAGCGGCGAAGCUCCUAGCCGUGUGCUGAAAAGGAAGCGUACGCAAGGUCCUUUGCGAGAGACUUCUCGAGAGCAGGACCUUAUUCCAAACCAUGGCGACUCUCGUAGAGCGAUCGAGCCUGACGUCAUCGACAUUGAAGAGAGCAGGCGGCCAAGCAUAGCAGAAGGCGAGCUGGAUUCUGCGAUGGGCAUCGCGCAGAAAAUGUACCAACUGGGCAGCCAGCCUACAUUAAAGCGAAUAACUUCCGCCAUACCGGGCGGCGAUGUCUACAAUAGGCACCCAGCAUCUCGCCUAGAUCGCACCCAAAGGCGUCCAAUAUUGUCCGUCCUAGGAUAUCCUUUACCGCCUAUGGACAUGAUUUACACACUGCUUGAAGAGUAUUUCAACUCGGUGCACUGGUUCUCGCUCGUUAUAUUCGAGCCGCGGUUUCGGUCCAAGGUCGAGUCUAUCCGAGACGGUCUAGUUCAUCCCUCACAGAAGUCAUUUCUCCUACUAUUAUCAACAGUUAUUGGUAUGGGAGCAUGGUAUAAGUCUCAUAGAGCCGGAGUUGAUGCGGACUUUCCAGACGAGGACUGGCGAGCAUGGUCACUCUCGCUAGUACAGGGUACUGGAUCCCAGCUCACGGAUUUGAUGGAUCAAAGCUCGAUCGCAUCUGUUCAAGCUUGCAUCUUGCUUGGCUCCUAUUACGUCUACCAUGGCAAACCUAACCUUUCGUUUGCACUACUAGGCGCCACUAUAAGAACGGCACAAGCUAUUGGUCUUCAUCGGCAACCGCUGCGAGGUGAUCCUGGUAGCAUUGAAGAGAGGAAGAGGGUCUGGUGGACCAUCUACACCUGGGAUAGAUUUGCCUCAGUUACCUAUGGCAGGCCUCUUGGGAUCAACGACAAAGAUUGCAACGUCACGCAUCCGAUCGAUACAUGUGAGUCGCCAUGUUUCAAGCCAGAACGCAGUACGAGCACCGAUAUCUCGAUCUGUUAUUCCUCCUAUCAGCGAGAACUCAACAAAUUAUACCUAAUCGCGUCACCGAUCAUCGAGAUCAUCUUCGGCAUGCGCGCCGUCGGAUCAAGCGGACCAUCUGCAGGACCCCAGUACAUGACUCAAAUUAUGGAAGUGACUGAAAAGCUGUGGGCAUGGCGCCGGCGUCUGCCACCCCAUCUACUACUCGACAUGAGUUCUGAUUGUGAGCCGAACCAGUUACAAACGUCCAAAGUGCAUCGGCUACAAGCACUGUCCCUGCAGCUCACGUUUGACAACCUACUUAUCAUCUUCCAUCGACCGUUGUUGGCACAACAAGUCGACCAACUCAUCAGGAACCAACCCGACAACGGUCAGGUCGCGACGCAAUCACCCUCGGGUCUCACGCAUACACCAUCAUCAUUCUUCACGACCAGUACCAAUAGCCCUUUGUCCGGGUCGCACAUGUCAAGCACUGAACAGUGGUGGGAUGCAGCACUACGGACGUCAAAAGUGACAGAGAUGCCGCAACUCGCUCAGCUAGCCACCGACAGCCAUCUGGUUGCAUUUCUAGCCAUCAAUCUGUUCAACUCCGCUAUUGUCAUGGCUGUUCUGGCCUUGUCCGACCCGCUUUCUGAUAGAGCGCAAGAAGUUAAAAGAACUAUCACGCGUAUAUUUCGGCUGCAAGAGCUUCUUGGCAAGAAGACUCAACUCUCGAUGCAGAGCAAUAUUGUGCUAAAAGAUGUCAUUCAACUGCUCCUACGCCGGGAAACUGAUGCUAUGUUGGCCCCAGUUUAUGAUCAGGAAACACACGCGGUUGAUGGUGAUGACAGAACGAUGUUGCAGUCGGAAGCAACGCUAAUGUCCGUUGAGGAUACUCUCCGUUUACCACUUCAGCUACCAGCGGGCAUAGUCAACAGUCAACAGGGCCGAUCAUAUAGUAGAGCAGACCGGGUUCUACGGUUGAACGAAAGUCUUGCUUCCGUUCAAAGAGUAUUACCUGCCGGAUUUGACGGAAUUUACGGUGACGAUAACGCUAGCAACCAGGGGCUUGGGCAGCGUCAAGAUGUCGCAAGCCACUUCCCCGCAGGCAGUACCGAUGAAUGGUCCCAUACUGACUUGCAAAGCUUCAACUUUGGAGGCGAGUCAGACUGGGUCAACGACGACGACGGUGUCGAUGCGACAGGAAAUGGGCUAUACUGGUUCUGGGACUCUAUCUGGAGCGGAUCUCAGUCAUGA